This is a messenger RNA of Bolinopsis microptera, 2347 nucleotides long. RefSeq lists its product as uncharacterized. The transcript is spliced from 5 exons. The record is from RefSeq and is a predicted model, not a curated record. NCBI's taxonomy places the organism in Eukaryota, Metazoa, Ctenophora, Tentaculata, Lobata, Bolinopsidae. The coding region runs from base 233 to 853 and encodes 206 amino acids.
GAUGGCUUUAGGAUCUUCAAAGUAGAAACCCACGGAACAAAUGGUUUGAAGAUCAGUUGCAACGACGAGUUGCUGAUCACUUUCGAACCUUCCAACGCAGUGUGCACGGGGUGGUCCGCGUUUUGGAGAGAUACGUGGGGAAAAAACAAAGAGGUGAUAAACUUUAGCUUUGACAAAGGAGUAACGGAGUACAAAUUCUCAAGUACGGAAUCCGAAGGCAACGGUAAUUCCGAUGGUGGGUCCUCUUCCAGAAGUAAUUGUUGCUGUGGAAGAUGGGGAUGAUAAUAGUAUUCCAGUUUCAGAUCAAUGGAAGGACAAACCGUUCAUGGGAGAUAUUGACAUUCCCGAAGGAGCGGAUGUUUAUAUGAAGACUGAUCUGGCGAUUGGAGAUGGCAAAGAUUUGAGAAUCAACUAUGAAAACAAUGCCGGUGACUCGACAGGGGGUUUCAAAUUAACGUUCUCAGAUCCACCAAAAUAUGGUUUCCUUAAGUGUACGCAUUUAACCGAAGCAAAUUUAGACCUUCCUGUUGAUUUGCCCGCUAAAGAUGAUGAUGGCUUUAGGAUCUUCAAAGUAGAAACCCACGGAACAAAUGGUUUGAAGAUCAGUUGCAACGACGAGUUGCUGAUCACUUUCGAACCUUCCAACGCAGUGUGCACGGGGUGGUCCGCGUUUUGGAGAGAUACGUGGGGAAAAAACAAAGAGGUGAUAAACUUUAGCUUUGACAAAGGAGUAACAGAGUACAAAUUUGCGGUACAAAGUGUGGAAUCCGAAGGAAACACUGCCAGUUCGCGAUCUAGAUCUGCUUAUCAAUACAUAGCUGCAAUCUUCGUCUGUUACAUGAUGCUCUUCUAGUUAUGGACGAACCGCACAAAAAGUUCUGAUUACAGCAUAGACUUUUAAAUUUCCAUUUUGCAUACUAGUUAGGGACAGUACAGAGUGUCCGAUUAGAAGUUGUCAAUGUUCGCGAGCUUGAUCUGUGGUACUACUCUCAGGGCCCAGGGGUGGUCACAUCUUAUUACUAUUAGCUAUGGACGAUUGAGUUACACUUUGACUUUUCUUUAAAUACUUCUGUUUAAAUGUUUCAAUGUUCAAAUUGUCGAUGUAGAUUGUAGAUUGUAAUUUUAUUUCAAGUCAGGCUCCUGUCAGUUACAUUAGAACCACUAUCUGCAUUAAAUUUAAUCAUAAUGAAUCCUUAUACCUUAGAACCGCUAUCACCUUAGAACCACUAUCUGCAUUAAUCAUAAUGGGGCCUUUACCUUCCUGAUUUUAUGAUCCGGGUAUUUUAUAUCCGGAAUUUUAUGAUUCGUGACUUUAUGAUCCUGAUUUUAUUAUCCGUUCUGAUUUGAACAUUUAAUAUGGUCGUUAAUAAGCGGUAAUACCGAGAACCUAGCUCUUUAAAUUUAAUCAGUAAGGAACCUCCCAAGGAGUUAGCACCUUUAUGGUCACGGAAAAGCCCCUCUAGCAUCUAAAUUAAAGUUAAAUUAUUGGUAUUUUAUGCAUCACGGCUGAUUAACUUUAAAUGGUAUUGACCGGUAUUUCGAAUCAGUCGGACUCUUUUUAUAAUUGAUAUAAUAGUAUUGUGAACUGCAGAUCGAUUCAUCCUGCAGGAAUUGUAAUCAAACUUUCUCGUGCAGUAAUUUAGAUUUAUGAAGCAUGAAGUUUAUCAAAGCCUGAGAGCCCGUAACGGGAAAAAUAAAAGGUUUCAGAUUUGAUCGAGCUGAUAUUGUUUGAGUGCACGGAAACAUGAUUCUUAAUUGGAAGCCGUUGCAGCAAGUUUAGCGCGAAGAACGCGGAAUGUAAAAGUAUAUUUGUGUGUUUUGGCCCAGAGUACAGUACUGUACCGAACUAUUUCGUGUGAACAUAAUCUUGUCUUGAUCGAACUCACUUUAAGUUUAGUAACGCUCCCCUAAAAUCGCUCGCCCAAAUUUUAAGAAAAUUCUUGUGAAAAGGCCUUGAGGAUAUGAAAGUACUUUUGUUCAGUGUAUAUUUGGACGCUGAUUCUAAACCACCCCCAUAUGAAGUAAAAAUGCUUCCCUGAGAGUUAUGGGCAAAAACUGUUUUGGUCACGUGACAGGCUAGUUAAACACGAAUUCGAUUGUUUAGGGCUCGGGUUAGGGUUAGGGUUGUGUAGUGGUUAGGGUUAGGGUUGUGUAGUGGUUAGGGUUGUGGAUAGCUUUGGGGUUAUGCCUAUGGUUAGUAUAGGGUUAGCUUAGAGUUGGGAUCAGGGUUUAUGUAAAACCCUUUUGUUCGGCUGAAAAAUCUUAAAAACCAAAGACACGUGAUAAUUUUUGGGCGAGCGAAUUAGUAAAAGCCCUUUUAUAGUUAAUACUUUAAUAGUUAGCAUGU